UUUUUCAUGCAGUCACUAACCUAUGGCCUAUGGUUCCCGCAAAAAAAACAAACAAAAAAAAACUAUGGCCUAUGGGCCUUAAAAAUUGAUGGUCCACUAACACCAGAUUGCUUUGAUCGGGUGCGUCCUCCUCGCCCUCGGCCCCUCAUCGAUUCCCCACUCCGCAAGAAUCUCUCAGUCUCACCCACCGAUACAAACCCACCGAUACAAACCGAUAAUGCAUAUUGGUUGAUUCCGAGAUGGGUCCAGAAACUAGUAGGCGGAGGUGUUGUUGUUGAUCGGAGCAGCGCGAGCUUGAGGCCGGCGGGGAGAGGAGGCGAAGGCGGCGGCGGUCGCGGCUGUUCUUGCUCCAGCGAGCCGGCCGGGUAGGGGGCGGAGGGCUGCGAAUCACGCGGCCGCGCCAGAAUUAUCUGAUUCCCACGCGGUGGCCUCCCAAUCCACAAUCUUUUCCUGCAAGCACGGCCCAUGAGGUCGUUGACGCCGCCGCAUGUGCCGGGGCUGUGGGAGAGGGAAGAACUCGUGGAGGUCCUGAUCCGCAUUCCGCCGGACGAGCCGGCGGACCUCAUCCGCGCCUCCCUCGUCUGCAAGGCUUGGUGCCGCCUCCUCUCCGGCCACGUCUUCCGCGGCCGCUACCGCACCUUGCACAAAACACCUCCAGUCCUGGGCUUCCUACAAAGCUGGGAUGACAACGUCGAGCGCUUCGUCCCGACCACAAAAUUCCGCCCCCGCAGUCCCAAGCGUCGGGACAGCUUCGUGCUCGACUGCCGCCAUGGCCGCGUUCUUCUUGGGUGUGAGUGGGACAGGGAAGAUGAGGAAGAGGAGGAAGAGGAGGAAGAGAAGGAAGAGAAGGAGGUGGAGGAUGUCAACUGGAAGAUGGUCGUCUGGGACCCAGUGUCUGGGAGCCGGACGGAGUUGCACAACAUCUUCGGCCCUGACAGCAACCGCGCAAACUAUACGGCCACGGUGCUCUGUGCAACGGAUGGCUGCAACCACACUGCCUGCAACUUGGGCCCAUUUUUCGUCGUUGUAGCUUUUGUCAGCCUUCAUGAUAAGAGGCUCGUGUUGGCGUCUGUAUACUCAUCGAAGACCCGGGAGUGGACCUCGCCGGCCUCUAUUCAUAUCGGCGGCGUUGGAACACUUGGAGCCUACAUCGUCGCAAGGCCUGCCGUUAUCGUUGGACAAGCGCUCCACUUCCUCCUUCGUCGAGAUGAGGGCAUUUGCAUUCUCAAGUAUGACUUGGUUAGGCAUCGCCUAUCGGUCAUUGAUCCACCAGGGCUGCGUACAUUGACGUGGAACCCUCUCCUCAUUUCGCCGGACGACGGUGGGCUGGGUGUCGUCCACCUAGACCAGCAUGGGCUAUGCCUCAUUUGGUCGAUGGAGGUGAGUCGUGAUGGAGAAGUGUCAUGGAUUCAGGUUAGAGAAAUGGACCUCAAGACACUUGUCCCCAGUGGCAAUCCCAGGACCUCAUAUUCAUUAAAGUUGGUUGGCUGUGUGGAGGGCACCGAUAUCAUCCUUGCGAUCACAUAUCUUGGUGCAUUCCGAAUUGAUCUCAAGUCCCUGAGGUUGAGAAAGUUGUCGAGUAAGCCAAAUAGGGGCACAAUUGAGCGGGAAAUAUUUGAGAACCUCUUUCUCUACAUGAGCUUCAACAAUCCACCAGAAAAUCCUGAAGUUGCGCAAAGAAAUUCUCAUCCUAGUGACUCAUUCUUCAAAACUGUUUGCUUCGUUUAGCGGUGGCAAGUGCUGUGGCGGUGGCUGAAACAAGUGAAGCAGGGCGCCGUGUGUCUUGAAGGGGGGCGACACAGCUGUUUCCUUUAACAACGCGUCAUUCAAUGAAGUGUUUUUGUUAGUUGGUCAUCACUAAAAAGUUUAUAGUAAUAAAGUGGGCCUAUUAUAUUAAAUUUAGAGGAUUCUCCUAGCAUUAUGAGUUUA
This is a messenger RNA of Triticum dicoccoides, 1929 nucleotides long. RefSeq lists its product as uncharacterized. The transcript has 2 exons. Gene Ontology annotation, molecular function: protein binding. The record is from RefSeq and is a predicted model, not a curated record. The coding region runs from base 466 to 1728 and encodes 420 amino acids. NCBI's taxonomy places the organism in Eukaryota, Viridiplantae, Streptophyta, Magnoliopsida, Poales, Poaceae.